Molecule: messenger RNA, 939 nt
Organism: Rosa chinensis
Lineage: Eukaryota; Viridiplantae; Streptophyta; Magnoliopsida; Rosales; Rosaceae
Product: cycloartenol synthase-like
Exons: 8
Coding region: 1-645 (214 amino acids)
Biological process (GO): triterpenoid biosynthetic process
Cellular component (GO): lipid droplet
Molecular function (GO): intramolecular transferase activity
Source: RefSeq, a predicted model, not a curated record
AUGCGUUGCAGCGACAAUCCUUUUAGGCUGAUUGGAGUUGGAUAUGUUGAGUGUACAUCAGCAGCAAUUCAAGCACUCACGCUAUUUAAGAAAUUAUAUCCUGGACAUAGGAGGGAAGAAAUAGAAAACUGUAUUGCUAAUGCUGCAAAGUUCAUUGAAAAGAUACAAGCAACAGAUGGCUCUUGGUAUGGUUCUUGGGGAGUCUGCUUCACCUAUGCUGGCUGGUUUGGAAUAAAGGGUUUGGUUGCUGCUGGAAGGAAUUAUGAAGACUGCUCUAGCAUCCGUAAAGCAUGUGAUUUUUUGUUAUCCAAAGAGCUUGCUUCUGGUGGAUGGGGAGAAAGUUAUCUAUCAUGUCAGAACAAGGUGUAUUCAAAUCUUCAGGAUAAUAGGCCACAUAUAGUCAAUACUACAUGGGCUAUGUUGGCCCUGCUUGGUGCUGGGCAGGCAAAGAGAGACCCAACUCCAUUGCACCGUGCAGCUGGGGUACUAAUAAAUUCUCAAAUGGCAAAUGGAGAUUUUCCCCAGAAGGCGUUGUUUCCCGGUAUAUGGUUGACAGAGGUCUCAGCUGAUUCGUUAAAGAUUCUUGAAUUCCCUGAAAAUGUCAAGAUCUGGUAUGGUUUUCUUGUAUGGAAGUUAUGGGCAUGAAUAACCAAAUCAUUAUGAGGGAGCUAUCACAUGUAAGAUUUAUUUCCCUAUAUAAAGAGGCCUGUGGAGUAAAGGAACUAGAGCGGAUGAGAAAAUGAAAUCUGAUAUGCCUCUUGAUUAUGCGGUUUUCCAGUUGUCACCCAAGCAUUCAAGGUGAGGAAAACAAGUCAGCAGGGAUAUUAUAUUUUCAAGUUUCUUGAUGAUGCCUAAAGAAGUUGAAUCCGGGGCUGAAAUUGAAGCUAUAUAGUUAUUGAUGUUUGUCUUCUUCUUUUUUCCUUUUGGCAGAUGUGAUGU